AUGAAUAACGAAUACGACUACUUAUUCAAACUAUUGUUGAUUGGAGACUCAGGUGUCGGUAAAUCAUGCUUGUUGUUGAGAUUCGCUGAUGACACGUAUACUCCCGAUUACAUUUCAACCAUUGGUGUGGAUUUCAAGAUCAGGACCAUAGAGUUGGACGGUAAAACUAUUAAGUUGCAGAUUUGGGAUACUGCUGGACAAGAAAGAUUUAGAACUAUCACGUCAUCAUAUUACCGUGGUGCUCAUGGUAUUAUCAUUGUUUACGAUGUCACAGAUCAGGAAUCCUUCAAUAAUGUUAAACAGUGGUUACAAGAAAUUGAUCGGUAUGCAACUGGUGGCGUCAUGAAGUUACUAGUUGGAAACAAGGCAGAUUUAUCUGACAAGAAAAUUGUUGAAUAUACUGCUGCAAAGGAAUUUGCUGAUGCCUUAGACAUCCCAUUUUUAGAAACAUCUGCUUUAUCCUCGACGAAUGUUGAACAAGCUUUUUACACGAUGGCAAGGCAAAUCAAGGCACAGAUGACCAGUAACGCAGGUUCAGGUUCAGCAACCGGAGGUAAUGCAAAGUCUAAUGUUAACUUAAGGGGCCAGUCAUUAACCUCUAACCAGUCUAACUCAUGUUGCUAA
This is a messenger RNA of Priceomyces carsonii, 624 nucleotides long. It is a transcript of the gene YPT1, whose product is annotated as Rab family GTPase. NCBI's taxonomy places the organism in Eukaryota, Fungi, Ascomycota, Pichiomycetes, Serinales, Debaryomycetaceae. Gene Ontology annotation, molecular function: GTP binding; GTPase activity. Gene Ontology annotation, biological process: vesicle-mediated transport. The transcript has a single exon. Bases 1 to 624 code for a protein of 207 amino acids. The record is from RefSeq and is a predicted model, not a curated record.